AUGAUAAAUUACAAAAAUCUAAUAAUUACAGGAGACAUGAAUUUUGAUCUGUUAGAAUCCUCUAUAACACCUAAUCAUUUACAGUCAUUUAUCACGGAAUUAUCAUUAUUUUGUGUUCCGUUUAGUGCUACUCACCAUUCAAACAACAAAGAUUCGUGGUUAGAUGUUAUUAUUAUUGAUAAUAAAUCCAAAAUGGUUAAUUUUUGUAAAUCUAUUCAACCCUUUAUAAGCGGACAUGAUUAUCUUGUUUGUGAUUAUAUGUUUGAUAUCUUGAAACCUUCGACAAAAACUAUAAAUUAUAGAGACUUUUCUAAAACUAAUCAAGAAGCUCUGAGUAAUGCCCUGAUGCAAUCUCUUAAAAUUGAUAGUGAACUUAUGGAAAAUUCUGAUCCUAAUUAUUUAGCUAGCUUAUUUCAUGAUACUAUUAUUGCAAUUCUUGAUGAAUUUGCACCUAUUCGUUCACGCAAAAUUACUCACGUUCCCAAUCCCUGGGUCACGAAAGAGCUUAAAACCAAGUGCAAAGAACGUGAUACUUUAUAUAAACGUGCUAAAAGAAAUAACAAUAAAGACCUUUUAAAUCUUUUUAAAAUUAAAAGAAAGGAAUUAAAAAUAGAAUUAACAAAGGCCCGUGAAAAUUAUUUAUGCAAUGCACUAAGUAAUAUUCCAUUAGGUUCAAAUGUAUGGAGUAAACUUAAGCAUUUAGGGUUAGUUAAAGGUUCAAAUUCCUCGCCCUUGAAUUUCUUUGACGCGGGAGAAUUAAAUUAUCAUUUUGCAAAAAUAGUAAGACAUCAUUCACCAUGUAAUGAAGCAACUUUUGAAGAAAUUAAAUCGUCUCAUAGUAGUCUGGUAAAUUGUUCCUUUGUAUGGACAGAGAUUGACAUUGUAGACGUAACGAAAGCUCUUCAUCUCACUCUCAGCAAAACUAAGGUAUUAUUAAAUUCAAAUUAUGAAAAUAAUUGUAAACUCCAACGCUCAUUAAAUUCAGCAAUACGCUUCAUCUUCAACUUAAAGCGAGAUGAACAUGUCUCGCCUUAUAGACGUGAACUGGGAUGGCUCUCGAUAAAGAGUCGUCGAAUUUAUUUUACUUGCUGUUAUUUUUACAAAUUAUUAGAAACUAGUAAACCUAGCUAUUUGCGUGAAUUAUUUCAGGAAGAUCUCAGUGUAAGACGCUCUGAGAGACUAGCAGCCAAGAAAAAUAAUAUCCUCUUUAAGUUCCCAAAUUUCAGUACCACUCAAUAUGAGUCUUCUUUUGUAAUAACAGUUAUACGAUUAUGGGAAGAAUUACCGGAGGAUAUUAUAAAUUCUUCAAGCUUGGAGAUGUUUGAUUACAAACUACUAUUAAUGUUUCUAUCUUUUGUUUCAUUAAUCCUCAAGCUUUAG
This is a messenger RNA of Cotesia congregata, 1380 nucleotides long. The record is from the annotation of a GenBank genome assembly. Lineage: Eukaryota; Metazoa; Arthropoda; Insecta; Hymenoptera; Braconidae.